GACAAAAUUAUAUUUAUAUAAUGAGAAUCUCGUCUUGUUCUCGGCGCUCAUUGUGAGCUCUUGGCGGGAAAGGACGCCGCCGCCACGCGAGGGUUUUCUAGGGUUUGGCGUCGAUGGCGGCCGGGGUUUGGCGGAGUUCCUUCAGAGAUCGUUUGUGCAAGGGGAUUGCAUCGAGAGUGUCUAAUGGACCUUGUAGGUAUUCGAGCACUUCCACAGCUUCCGGAGCUGGAGCUGGAGCGGGAGCGGGAGCUGGGGCUGCGGCUAAGGCUAAGAUCCCUCCGUCUGGAAAGAAGGGAAGGUUGCUGACUGGCUCCAUGAUAGGCUUAGCUAUUGCAGGAGGUGCUUAUGUGAGCACUGUGGAUGAAGGCACCUUUUGCGGGUGGUUGUUCAAGGCUACAAGAUUAGUGAACCCAUUCUUUGCACUACUAGAUCCAGAGUUUGCUCAUAACUUGGGUGUCUCAGCUGCAGCUCGCGGUUGGGUUCCAAGGGAGAAAAGGCCUGAUCCAGCAAUACUGGGUCUUGAAGUUUGGGGGAGAAAAUUUUCAAAUCCUAUAGGUCUUGCUGCCGGUUUUGAUAAAAAUGCUGAGGCAGUUGAAGGCUUGUUAGGUUUAGGAUUUGGUUUUGUAGAGGUUGGCUCAGUUACACCUAUUCCACAGGAGGGCAAUCCUAAACCACGCAUCUUCAGAUUACGAAAUGAGGGUGCUAUAAUUAAUCGUUGUGGGUUCAAUAGCGAAGGCAUUGUGGUGGUUGCAAAACGUUUGGGUGCUCAACAUGGUAAAAGAAAGAUGGAAGAAACUUCAAGCUCUUCAUCUUUGCCCAAGGAUGGGACAAAACAAGGGGGAAAAGCAGGCCCUGGAAUUCUUGGAGUCAAUAUUGGCAAGAACAAGACAAGUGAAGAUGCAGCUGCUGAUUAUGUUCAAGGAGUUCAUACUCUAUCUCAAUAUGCAGAUUACUUGGUUAUCAAUAUCUCUUCCCCAAAUACCCCUGGGCUUCGUAAACUUCAAGGUAGAAAACAAUUGAAGGAUCUUGUGAAGAAGGUUCAAGCUGCUCGUGAUGAGAUGCAAUGGGCUGAGGAAGGACCACCACCAUUGCUUGUAAAGAUUGCUCCUGACUUGACAAAACAGGACCUUGAGGAUAUUGCAGCAGUUGCUCUUGCUCUUCGCCUGGAUGGGCUGAUAAUUUCAAAUACAACAGUUUCAAGACCAGAUCCUGUAAGCAGGAACCCAUUAGCUCAAGAAGCAGGUGGUUUAAGUGGAAAACCACUUUUUGAUAUGUCCACCAAUGUUCUUAAGGAGAUGUAUAUUCUCACGAGGGGAAGGAUCCCCCUUAUUGGCUGUGGUGGUGUUAGUAGUGGCGAAGAUGCAUACAAUAAGAUUAGAGCUGGAGCAACAUUAGUUCAACUUUAUACAGCCUUUGCCUAUGGUGGACCAGCCCUUAUACCUCAAAUGAAGGCUGAACUGGCAGAAUGUUUGGAAAAGGAUGGUUUCGCUUCAGUUCAGGAAGCUAUCGGCGCAGAUUGUAGAUAGCCAGCGGCAAAUUACUCCAAGGUCAUAUAUUACAAAUCGACAAAUUUGCCGCAUAUCUUUAUUUAUUAUCGAUCAACUCUCAUAAGCAUGACGACCAUGCUCGGCUUUUCUUCUGAUAUGAAAGAAGAAGAAUACAUCAAAUUCCUCAAGCACAGCAAGUUGAGCUGAUUUCUUUCAAACUUUCUUCUCCAUUUUUCUUCCCUCUUUAAUGUUUUCACCUAUAAUACAAAUUUUGCUAUACUCACAUGCUGCGAAAUACACAAUAAAAAUCGUCGGUAUCUAUUUCGGAAUCUUGUAAAAUGCUUGAAUCAUUGUUAGGAGCUAGAGAUUUCAGUUUAUUUAUUGCAUAUCUAAACUGAUGUUGUUGUUUGUGCAUCUUGUCUAUGGCUGAUGUGGAUUUGGUAACA
Dioscorea cayenensis subsp. rotundata (Guinea yam) is the source of this 1933-nucleotide messenger RNA. Its product is annotated as dihydroorotate dehydrogenase (quinone), mitochondrial. The record is from RefSeq and is a predicted model, not a curated record. Bases 114 to 1526 code for a protein of 470 amino acids. Gene Ontology annotation, cellular component: mitochondrial inner membrane; cytoplasm. Gene Ontology annotation, molecular function: dihydroorotate dehydrogenase activity. The transcript has 11 exons. Gene Ontology annotation, biological process: pyrimidine ribonucleotide biosynthetic process; 'de novo' pyrimidine nucleobase biosynthetic process. NCBI's taxonomy places the organism in Eukaryota, Viridiplantae, Streptophyta, Magnoliopsida, Dioscoreales, Dioscoreaceae.